This is a messenger RNA of Parastagonospora nodorum SN15, 1251 nucleotides long. RefSeq lists its product as hypothetical. The transcript has a single exon. The record is from RefSeq and is a predicted model, not a curated record. The coding region runs from base 1 to 1251 and encodes 416 amino acids. NCBI's taxonomy places the organism in Eukaryota, Fungi, Ascomycota, Dothideomycetes, Pleosporales, Phaeosphaeriaceae.
AUGACUUCAAGAUACGACUCAAGCACUCUCUACAGCGCCUUCUUAUCGCUCCCAACAGAGAUCAGAUGCGAAAUAUACGACUACCUCCUCGUCGACUCACAGUCCAUUACCAUCAGCGCGGGCUACAUUACAGUCUUCGGCAACCGUAUCAAGGACCGCGCGCGAAAGCAUGACAUUCCGGGUCUGCCGCUUGACCUCGCGCCACUCGUACGGCAAACCAGAGACGCGUCUCUCCUGUCUGUCGCGAAGCCACCCGAGAUCGCCAUCGACAAUGCCUGGAUGGACGAUGUGGCGCGUAAGGACAGCACCAUAGGCAUGCCGGCGCCAUUGGCAUUGUUGUUGACUUGUCGCCUGGUCAAUGACGAGCUGACCGACUACAUGCGCGGGAGGAAACAAAUCAAGACUGCGCGGGCGCGGUCUGCAAACCCAACCGCAGAGGAGGCCGAGCCCACCUUGAAGGACGAUAACGAGGGACUGUCAUUAUACGUCACAUAUCCAUAUGGUGUCCUGGUGCUGAAGAGCAUGUACCCAUAUCUUUUGAAGCAAGCACGACGAGUCUACAUUUCUGGAUACUACAGCAAUCCCGGAAAGUCCGAGCCUAGCUCCCCAACAUCAGCCGACGGAGGCGACGAGGAGCGCCUGACUCCAUCAAGCAGUUUCGCAGUCGCCGAGUCCUUCGGCGCCAUGCCCUCAGGCCGCUCAUUCGGCCAACGCUCCAUGGUCCGCACCACACAGCGUCGCAGCUCCAACGCCAACGCCAACGCCAACGCCAACCCCACCCGUCCCCGCCUUCGUCUCGACCCCCCUCUCCAACGACAAGAGCGCCGCCUCUCCAAGACCGAGGUCGCCUUCCCUAACUUCUCCGACGAAACGAACGCCCUCGCCCCCACCGCCCUCACACAUCUCGUCCGCACCCUCUUCCCACACACCCCCUCCCAAUGCGUGAAGCUCUCGGCACGCAUCCUAUAUCCUGGCGAAAACUCCUACGGCACCGUCUGGUCCGACGAAAAGAGCCCCAUCGUACAUGUUCUGAAGAACGUCUGCGGCGGCAAAAUCGCCAUGAAGGUCAAACGCGGGGAUAUUGGCACAGGCUUACUUCUGACGGCAAGAGCAAGGCCCGAUAGUAGGAUUGUUAGUACGAGCUGGGAGAAUUGGACGGCGAGGAAUGGUGAGAAUUAUCCAAGGAGGGGGAGUAGAAUGGAUCUUGGUGAUUUGGAUGCGUUUUUGGUGGCCGAGGAUAAGAAGUCGUGA